Acaulospora morrowiae is the source of this 618-nucleotide messenger RNA. Lineage: Eukaryota; Fungi; Glomeromycota; Glomeromycetes; Diversisporales; Acaulosporaceae. The record is from the annotation of a GenBank genome assembly.
AUGCCUAUUCCAUAUUCCGCUCCUGACGACAGUAAUAGAUUAAUUCGAAAACAAUUGCAACAUGAUAUUCAAACAUUAUUAAAAGAAGUGGAAACAAAACAGCCCUUACUUAAUAGCGAACAGAUGGCCAUUUACAAUGAAAUAAUUGUCAAGGCAUUAAUUGAAUUCAUUUAUUCAAACCUUCAAAGAUGUAUAGAAGAUCCCAGUUAUUUGAUAGAGCGUGGAAUACUGGCACCAAAAAAUGAUGAAAUGGAUGCAUUUAAUGAUAUGAUUUUAAACAUGUUUCCUGGAAAGGAAAGGAUAUAUCUUAGUGCUGACACUAUAGGCAAAAAUAUUAGUGGUGUAUACAACCCUUCCCAAGAAGCUCUAUAUACGACAGAUUUUCUCAACUCUCUCAAGUUUGGAGGAUUGCCUCCUCAUGAACUGAAGCUUAAGGUGGGAGCACCAAUAAUUCUUCUUCGAAAUAUUAACACCACAGAUGGAUUAUGCAAUGGCACUCGGUUAAUAGUUCGUUUUUUGCAAAGGCAUAUUAUUGAGGCUGAACCAAUAACUGGAAAACUUACUGGACAAAUUAUAUUCUUGCCACGCAUUACUCUUUCGCCAACAGUUAUGGUAUAG